Solanum dulcamara is the source of this 1256-nucleotide messenger RNA. RefSeq names its product 14-3-3 protein 7-like. Gene Ontology annotation, biological process: signal transduction. The coding region runs from base 155 to 979 and encodes 274 amino acids. Gene Ontology annotation, cellular component: cytoplasm. The transcript has 7 exons. NCBI's taxonomy places the organism in Eukaryota, Viridiplantae, Streptophyta, Magnoliopsida, Solanales, Solanaceae. The record is from RefSeq and is a predicted model, not a curated record.
UGUUGUAACUGUCAUCCCCUCCUUAUUAUCCAUUUUAUCUCUUGCAACAAUACGUAUUACUCUUAAUUAAUUUCUUAAUUAGCAUCAAUAUCCUUUUGGCUUGUAAUUUGCACAAGAACAAUACUAUAUUGUUUUGCCUAAUUAAAUAAAAAUAAUGUCAAAGGAAAAGGAAAGAGAAACCCAUGUUUACACAGCCAAGCUCGCUGAACAAGCUGAACGUUAUGAUGAAAUGGUUGAGAGUAUGAAGAAAGUUGCAAAACUGGAUGCUGAACUGACAGUGGAGGAAAGGAACUUGCUUUCUGUUGGUUACAAGAAUGUAAUUGGAGCUCGAAGGGCUUCAUGGCGUAUUAUGUCUUCUAUCGAGCAGAAAGAAGAGUCGAAAGGGAACGAGAACAACGUGAAGCUCAUUAAGGGAUACAGGCAGAAAGUAGAAGAGGAGCUCUCCAAGAUUUGCCAUGAUAUUCUUGAAAUCAUAGACAAACAUCUCAUUCCAUCUUCUGGCACUGGAGAAGCCACCGUCUUUUAUUACAAAAUGAAAGGCGACUAUUUUCGUUACCUUGCUGAGUUCAAGACUGAUCAGGAAAAGAAAGAGGCUUCUGAACAAUCAUUGAAGGGCUAUGAGGCUGCUACGGCCACUGCAAACUCUGAUCUGCCUUCAACACAUCCGAUCAGGCUCGGACUUGCUUUGAACUACUCUGUGUUCUACUACGAGAUCAUGAAUUCCCCGGAAAGGGCUUGUCACUUGGCUAAACAAGCUUUCGACGAGGCAAUAUCAGAGUUGGACACUUUGAGUGAAGAAUCAUACAAAGACAGUACCUUAAUCAUGCAGCUGUUGAGAGACAAUCUCACACUAUGGACCUCUGAUUUGCCCGAAGACGGAGCUGAAGAGAAUUCGAAAGCUGAUGAGCCAAAAGCAGCAGAACCUCCUAAAAAAGCAGAAGAAGAACCUCAAAAAACAGCAGAUCCACCUCAACAGUAAUGGAGACACAAUGAGCUAUGUAACAGGCAGUAUGCUUGAGAAAUUUCUGCCCUUUCCCUCCAUCAAUAGCGCGACUGCAUGAUUUUGCAAUGCCUCCAUCAGAAGAAGAUGCACUUCUUAAUUUGAUCGAUACAUUUUCAGUUUUACCCCCUUUAUUUAUGUUCUUUGGUGGAAAUUUGUUAUUCAACUUGUUAUUUUUCAAAUUGAGUCUUAUUCUUUUGUUAGAUCCUUGAUUUUGUUAAGGGACCAAGCUCAGUUUCUUGAGAUUAUGAGUUAA